Molecule: messenger RNA, 882 nt
Organism: Morchella sextelata
Lineage: Eukaryota; Fungi; Ascomycota; Pezizomycetes; Pezizales; Morchellaceae
Exons: 3
Coding region: 1-882 (293 amino acids)
Source: RefSeq, a predicted model, not a curated record
AUGGCACUCAUUCUCCCUUCAGAAAUCAUCUCAACAAUCAUCGAGUGUGCGGCAGAGAUUGACUACCUUGAUAAACAUUGCCACAGACACAACAUACACCUGCUCCCCAACCUCUGUCUAGUCUCUAGGCUGUUCUAUAGGCUCUCGUCGGCCCUCAUUUACCGCGACGUGAUUGUCCCUGCCGGCUGGGAGCUCGGAAACAUCAUCAAACAACUUGUCCCCCUUCUUUCGCUUGAGCAACGUCGCAAGCUCCGGGAGUCUCUGGAGCCGGCUCAGCCCGAUGGGGAUGAAACGGAGCUCCUCCAGGGGGGUGAACUCGAGGAUGCAAAGCAGCUUCUUGUGGAUCGGGAACGAAUCGUGGACCCAGCAUGUGUCAAGAGGCUGAUAUUAUGGGAUUCGGAUGUUAAUGGCGAAACAGAUCUGUACCGCGAGUGUUUUUGGCGGGCUAUCGAUGUGGCCAUGGCAGACAUGGCCGGCUUGCAAUAUUUCCAUAAUGAGAUUGGAUGGGAUUAUCCACCCCUUCUUGAGCAACUGUCAACCCUACAGUCCAUACAUCAUCUAGGUACCGGAAGGGCCGACAGCUCAUCCCGCCUCGAGCUACCGCUUAAAUGCCCGCUACGCUCCCUAAGCAUAUUCUACGAGUGGUUCGAGGAAGAGACCGUUGCAGCGUGGAGUCGAAUCCUGAAAGAGUCCUCAAGCUCACUCCGGGCACUACAUCUAUCGUUCAAUACUAGAACGAUAUCCGCCCAGUCUAUCGAUAAAACACUCCCCACCUUGCUCACAGACCAGAGAACAUCUAUGCCUAUUGCGUUGCCGCAGCUGGAGGAGCUUUACCUCAGGGUCCGCGAGGAAAUGCCACCCCCAUACUGGCAAAGUCUAUAG